Messenger RNA from Didymodactylos carnosus, 1581 nucleotides. The record is from the annotation of a GenBank genome assembly. Lineage: Eukaryota; Metazoa; Rotifera; Eurotatoria; Philodinida; Philodinidae.
AUGAGUGACUUCGAAGAAGAAUUUAGCAGUGCAAGAAAUAACAACAGCGAUUCACCCAAACUUGGAAGAAAUCGUGAUUACCUUUGGGAGCAUUUUACGGAUAUUGGACAAGCAAAAACAGGAGGUCAUAGAAAAUGCCAUUGCAAGUAUUGUUCAAGUCAGUUUAAUUACGCCAAAAUUAUCCUGAUGUAUCGACAUAUUGCACAUGAAUGUCAAGCCAUUUUACAAGACAACCCACAAGUCCGUAAAGAGGUUAUUCGACGUUUAUUAAGUUUAAAUAAUCAAGAACAGAGUCCAGAAGAAUCAACAAGAAAACGAUUGAAAAGAAAUACUGGAUCUCCCUCAUCUACGUCUUCAUCAUCUAAUAGUCGUCAAUUACAAAUCGAUUACUUUAGUGCUCGUUCGAUCCCGCUACGAGAAAAACAAGAAAUUGAUCGGUCAUUAUUACGUGCAUUCAUUAUGUGCGGGAUGUCAUUUCACACAGCGAGCAACAUAUUUUUCAAACAAUUUCUAAAUAAACUGAAUUCGAUGUACGUGCCACCCGAUCGAAUGAAACUAUCUCGGGACUUGUUAAUACAAGAAACAAUUCUUGUUGAAAGUAAAAAUGAUGAAAUGUUAAACGAAGCUCAACAUUUAACAUUAAACAUGGAUGGAUGGACCGACCAAGCGGGUCAUUCAUUGUACGAAUACAACGUUGUCACAGAAACGAGAAAAAAUGUGAUUCUGGCGCUGAAAGACCUCAGUGAAUUUAAUCAUACAGCAACAUUUUUAACCGAUCAACUGGACAAUGUUCUACAACGUUCGUCAAUUACUUCUAAUAUAGUAAAAAAAAUUCGUGCAAUUGUAACAGACAACCCAGAUGUAAUGAAAAAAAUGAGAGAAACAUUUAUAUCAAAACUGCUUCAUCAACAUGUUUUAUCGCUAAGAUGUUUUGGUCAUGCGAUCAAUUUGAUUGCUUGUGAUGUAGUUAAACAUAGUUUUUCAUCAAAACUGUUAUCAAAAUUAUCAACUGUGACAACCUAUUUCAAUCAAUCGCACAAAUUCAAAGCAAUACUAAAAGCUGAAGCGAAACGAACUCAUGUGAAAAAAGAGACAUUUGAUUCCAUAGGCGAUACAAGAUGGACAACAGUGGCUGAUUGUUUAAAAUCGUUUAUUUUGUUGAGAAAUCCGUUGGAAACAAUCCUUUGUGUACAUGGCGAAGCAUUACCACCUAAAGUGUUGGUCGUUCUGAAACAAAAGCAGUUGUAUCGUGAAAUUGACAAUUUGUACUGUAUUAUGCGAGUAUUGGCUUACGCAGUUGGUAUUAUACAGGCUAAUUCGGCUACAUUAGCUGACUGUUAUUUAAUUUUAAUUUAUAUCACUCGAUUAAUGGCAAAAUUAACGGCUCAAAAUGAUACAAAAGAAUUUGGGCGCUUUGUUAGUAAAUCGGGGAACAUUCGAUUGAAAGAAUUUCAAAACGAUUACUAUUUAGUAUGUUUUUAUUUACAUCCAAAAUAUCGUGGUGCCGGUAUGUUAACAAAAAAUCGGGAAAUUGUUUAUCGAACGUUAGCGGAUAUAGCAAGAAAAUUGGAAAUAAUGUAA